AUGUCUUUGGCUUCCCAAAGGAGAGGGCCUUGGUCCCAACAGGAAGACGCCUACCUCAUGCAGCUUGUCAACGAUCAGGGCCCCUUGAAUUGGGUACGGAUUGCCCAAGCCCUGGGAACAAGGACACCAAAGCAAUGCAGAGAACGUUUUCACCAGAACCUCAAGCCCACUUUGAACCACGAACCCAUCACCCCCGAUGAGGGCGCUCAGAUCGAGCUCCUCGUCAACGAGAUUGGUAAGAGGUGGGCAGAGAUCGCAAGACGGCUGCACGGUCGCAGUGACAACGCCGUCAAGAACUGGUGGAAUGGAAGCCAGAACCGCAGAAAGCGUCACGAUCGUCGCAGAGCCAACCAAGGGAGCAGCUCCGGCUACGACGACCGCAGAUAUAACCCUUCUGGUUACCAGCGACCUACUCUCACUAUCAACUCCCACGCCGCCUCUCUCCCUUUCGCCAGACACGGCAUGUCGUCGCCCGUCUCCCCCGCCUUCUACGCUCACAGCCACUCUUACUAUCAACUUGAGUCACCUCUUCCGUCGCCCAACUCUACCUCUUCGCCCGGCAGUGAUGGUCUCGACAUGGAGACGUCUACCAUGUCCGACGCUGCCUCAAGCUACACCACGUCCCCCCAAUGUCUCUCGCGGGGUACAUCGCCGUCUAUCCAACUGGCCCCGCUUCGCAUGGACGAGAACUCAGCCCCCCGCUCGCUACCCUCCUUUGGCAGCCUUCUCAACGCUCCAGGCGAUAGGAAAGAAAACGGCCAUAUGCGCCUGCCCUCCCUCCCUUCGCAUCUCCUCACGGCACCCAAUUCGCCCGUGAGAAGCACAGUCCAAGAAGCCUUGCCGCCACCAUCUCCUUCAGCCGCGGAUAAGGACUCAAGGAUGGAUGUGUCCGCGCUCCUCGGUUGA
Messenger RNA from Colletotrichum orchidophilum, 906 nucleotides. RefSeq names its product myb-like DNA-binding domain-containing protein. Lineage: Eukaryota; Fungi; Ascomycota; Sordariomycetes; Glomerellales; Glomerellaceae. Bases 1 to 906 code for a protein of 301 amino acids. The transcript has a single exon. Gene Ontology annotation, molecular function: RNA polymerase II cis-regulatory region sequence-specific DNA binding; DNA-binding transcription factor activity, RNA polymerase II-specific. Gene Ontology annotation, cellular component: nucleus. The record is from RefSeq and is a predicted model, not a curated record. Gene Ontology annotation, biological process: positive regulation of transcription by RNA polymerase II; mitotic cell cycle.